Anopheles coustani is the source of this 777-nucleotide messenger RNA. Its product is annotated as trypsin-7-like. The record is from RefSeq and is a predicted model, not a curated record. The coding region runs from base 1 to 777 and encodes 258 amino acids. Lineage: Eukaryota; Metazoa; Arthropoda; Insecta; Diptera; Culicidae. The transcript has 4 exons. Gene Ontology annotation, molecular function: serine-type endopeptidase activity. Gene Ontology annotation, biological process: proteolysis.
AUGGAUUUAAAUAUUUGGCUUAAGUACAAUAGCCGUCUACCUGGAUAUUCUGUACAGAUACCUUCGUUUAUUUCGGAUAACUUCAAGAGUGCCAAGAUUGUUGGUGGAAGAGAUGCUCGUAUCGAAGAAUUUCCCUAUCAAUUAUCAUUACGUCGCAGUAAUGUGCAUGCCUGCGGGGCAUCGGUUAUUGCUUUGAGAUGGGCGCUUUCAGCCGCACAUUGUACUUACCCACAGCCAGAUCUCAACACGUUGACGCUGCGUGCUGGAAGCGAAAAUCGUUUAUUCGGAGGAACUAUCUACAAUGUAGUGCAAAUCCAUACUCAUCCUAGAUAUAGCGACUACACGAUGGAAUACGACGUUAGUGUUUUACUAGCAGGAGCAGAUUUUGUCGGUCAGUUUAUAACCGCCGUAGUGCUACCGCCAGCAACUAGCGGAUUCGCUCCAGGAACCAUGGCCAACGCUACCGGAUGGGGUCUGCAAAGCGUUCCUAACUCUCUACCGAUACAACUGCAGUGGGUAAGCCUUCCGUUGAUUAGCAACGAAGAAUGUCGCACACACUGGCCAUCUGACUGGAUAACCGAAGACAUGCUGUGUGCUAGUCAAUCCGGUCGCGACACGUGCAACGGAGAUAGCGGUGGUCCACUGGUCAUAAACGGAUACCAGAUGGGUGUUUCCUCUUGGGGUACAUCAGAUUGCACCGGUAAUUUACCAGCUAUUUUCGCGAGCACCGCACAUCCAAAUAUACGCAACUUUAUACAGCAAUACUCGGGGGUGUAA